Molecule: messenger RNA, 741 nt
Organism: Salvia splendens (bonfire salvia)
Lineage: Eukaryota; Viridiplantae; Streptophyta; Magnoliopsida; Lamiales; Lamiaceae
Product: codeine O-demethylase-like
Exons: 6
Coding region: 1-741 (246 amino acids)
Source: RefSeq, a predicted model, not a curated record
AUGUUAGCCUGCUGGCUUCCUCCACUGAUGCUGAGCUCAACGCGCUCCACUCUGCUCUCACCAAAUGGGGUUGCUUCCAGAAAGCGCCUCCCUGAUGAAGUGCGCCAUCUUACCACAGAAUUCUUCCACCUGCCGGAGCUGGAGAAGCAGAGAUACACGAGGCAAGGCAAUGAUGUUGAAGGGUUGCAUCUUCUAGUCGCUCCAGAAGACGGGAGAAAACUCAAAUAUUGGCCUCAGAAUCCAGAACCUUUCCGAAAAGCAUUGGAAGACUACUCUGCUAAGAUAAGACAAGUGGAAGAACAAAUCCUCAGAUCAAUAGCAAAGACAUUAAGCUUAACUGAUGAAGACUACUUUCUGAGAAAAAUCACCACCGUGUCUGCACAGUUCAACUACUAUCCGCCAUGUUCAAAACCUGAUCAGGACAGGCAAGUACGAGGCCCUCAGCUACUUCAAGACAAUCAGUGGUUAUCAGUUCCUAUAACGCCUCAAGCACUGCUCGUUCUGGCAGGAGAUCUGCUCGAGAUAAUGAGUAAUGGAAUAUUCAAAAGUCCUAUGCAUAGAGUUGUUAUAAACUCGAAGGCCGAGAGGAAGUCUGUGGCUAUGUUCCUCUCUCCUAAUGUUGCAGAAGAGAUUGAACCACUGGAUCAACUUGUUGAUGAAGAAAGACCAAAAAUGUUCAAGAAAGUAACAAACUAUGCUGGGACUUUUACAACUACUAUCACCAAGGGAACAGAGCUAUAG